Cyprinus carpio (common carp) is the source of this 273-nucleotide messenger RNA. Its product is annotated as ubiquitin-like protein ATG12. The transcript has 3 exons. Lineage: Eukaryota; Metazoa; Chordata; Actinopteri; Cypriniformes; Cyprinidae. The coding region runs from base 1 to 231 and encodes 76 amino acids. The record is from RefSeq and is a predicted model, not a curated record. Gene Ontology annotation, cellular component: cytoplasm; phagophore assembly site membrane; Atg12-Atg5-Atg16 complex. Gene Ontology annotation, biological process: C-terminal protein lipidation; autophagosome assembly; nucleophagy.
AUGUCUGACCACGCAGAAUCUCCUACAGAAAAUCAAAAAGAUGACCCCUCGAUACAACACACUGCCACUGAACACACUGGAUCGUCGGAUGUAGGAAAAAAGAGUAUGUUCAUUUAUGUCAAUCAGUCAUUUGCUCCAUCACCAGACCAAGAAGUGGGUGUGCUUUUCGAGUGUUUUGGAAGCGAUGGUAAACUAGUUCUCCAUUACUGCAAGUCCCAGGCCUGGAGAUGAUCGUGCAACUUUUUUUUUGUGCAACAAAAACAUCAUUCAAAC